Terrapene triunguis (Three-toed box turtle) is the source of this 2134-nucleotide messenger RNA. It is a transcript of the gene AMH, whose product is annotated as anti-Mullerian hormone. Gene Ontology annotation, molecular function: growth factor activity. The transcript is spliced from 5 exons. Gene Ontology annotation, biological process: Mullerian duct regression; gonad development. The coding region runs from base 20 to 2053 and encodes 677 amino acids. NCBI's taxonomy places the organism in Eukaryota, Metazoa, Chordata, Testudines, Emydidae. The record is from RefSeq and is a predicted model, not a curated record.
AGCUGCUCAGAGCUGGAACAUGAGGCCCGUGCUUGGAAUGGCUUUGCAGUGCCUGCUGCUGCUCCUCCCCUCAACUGCUCUGCUAAGAAAAGGAGGUGUCGAGGGAGGACUUUCACCUGCUGAAGAACUGGAAAUAACCUUUUCAAAGGAGUUGGGAUUUGGAGAGGAGCGGAGAGAAAAGGAAGACGGGAGCAUAUAUGAAGGAGCAGAACUCAACUUAAUGGCAUUGACGCCCAAGGCCACCACUGCUACUCGUCUCCUCUUGAAGAGUGACAAGCCAGGAGAUGAUGCCAAAGGAGCAAAAUGCCCUCCGCUCAUCUCUGAGGAGGCAGUUUUCCCAGUUCUGGGGUCAGAUUCCAGCCUCCCCCCUUGGCCCAUUGGUGGGCUGGAAGGGCCAGUGUGCACGGUGAAAAUGGGCAGGCGGUACGGCUUGGGCCAGAGCCACUUGGAAGUCGUGGGGGUCCUUACCAGCUAUGAAAGCGAUUUCCUCAAAGUGGUGAGACGUUCAAGCUGGGAGCAAGGCCGGCUGGAGACUUUUGGGAUCUGUCCUGCUGGGGAGGCCCAUUCUGCUCUCUUGUCUCUGAAACGCAUCAGUGCCCACUUGGCUGACCCAGGGGAGAACAGGUUCCUUCUGCUGCAUCUUGAAGAAGUGAAGUGGGAUGCUGAGACAAAGCUCAGGUUUAAGCUGGCUUUUCAAGAGGACGUGGGGCGGUCACUUGGAGAGCUCCAGUCUGCCUUGCUGGUGUUUUAUCCUGGAAGCAGGGAAAGGAAGGGCAGCAAAGCAAGAGAGAAGCUCCUGGCAGCAGGAGAAGGGCUGCACCAGACGCAGGCUCUCUGCCUCUCCAGGGACACCCGGUACCUGCUGCUCAGGGCCUCGGUGAUGUCUGCCCUCCGCUCACACAGGCAGCUCAGCUUCGACGUUUCCUUGGCACUCAGGCGUCCCAGUGAUGGAGGCUCCCUCCUGCCCCCCCUGGAGGCCCAGCAACUGCUCUUCGGGGCUGACGAGAAGUGUUUCACCAGGAUGACCCCAGCCUUGCUCUUGCUGGUGAAGCCGCGGUGCGAGGCAGACGCCCCGUCCCCCUCUUCCUUCCUCUCAGUGGGCGGCCUGGUGGAGACGGUCCCUUACCCACAGCCCAGCUCGCCCCCUGGUGGCAAGGCCGAGGAGCCGGCCUCUAAUGCAGCUGCUGGCCAGGCCAAUGCUUCAUCCCCAGCGCCCGGCAGCCAUGACCAGUUCCUGGGCAGCCUGACCAGGUUCGUCAGCAGGGUCCUGAGCCCCUCGGGGGAGCCGCCUGCUGCCUCCGGCCUCCACCACUGGCUGGACUUCAAGACGAUGGAGACGCUUCCUCACCGGCUGCUCAACCUGUCGGAGCAGGCAGCCCUGGAGCGGCUGGUGCAGUCGGACGAGCCCCUGGUGCUCCUGUUCCCCCAGAACAGCCAGGCGCUGCUGGAGCAGCAGUUCGGGCACUGGCGGCUGGAGGGGAGCCUGCUGCAGAGGCUGCUGGAGAAGCUCCAGGCUGUCAUCCAGGAGCUGAGGGAGAUCCCAGCCUUUCAAGCCAACAUGGACCUCUUCCAGCACCUCCUGGCCUUCUGCUAUUACCCCCUGGGGUCGGGCAGCGGCGACCCCACGGAGCUGCCCCAUGGCCACCGGAAGCUGCGCACGCUGCUGCUGCUCAAAGCCCUGCAGACGGUGCGCGCCCACUGGCAGGAGAAGAGGAAGGUGUCCCGGCAGAACCGCAGCGCUGGGCCCCAGGCCUACUGCCGGCUGCAGGAGCUGACGAUCAACCUCCGCUACGAUUUCAUCAUCGUCCCUGUGGAAUACACUGCCAACAACUGCGAGGGCCCCUGCCGCCGCCCGCUCUCUACCCGCAGCCCCGGCUACUCCUCCCACACGGUGCUGCUGCUGGAAAUGCAGGCACGGGGCACGCCCCUCCGGCGCAGCCCCUGCUGUGUGCCCGUCAAAUACUCCAGCCAGGACGUCAUCCUCUUCACCGGGGAGGGCUUGCAGGUCACGACGUACCCCGAAAUGGUGGCAGAGGAGUGCGGCUGUCGGUAGAGAUGCCCGGCCUGUCCCGUCUCUCCCUGGCGUCCUUUUGGCCUUCAGAGCUUGGAGGGAGGUGACUGAGCUGAGGCCGUG